Metarhizium robertsii ARSEF 23 is the source of this 1566-nucleotide messenger RNA. Its product is annotated as Argininosuccinate synthase. Gene Ontology annotation, cellular component: cytoplasm. NCBI's taxonomy places the organism in Eukaryota, Fungi, Ascomycota, Sordariomycetes, Hypocreales, Clavicipitaceae. The transcript is spliced from 11 exons. Gene Ontology annotation, molecular function: ATP binding; argininosuccinate synthase activity. Gene Ontology annotation, biological process: urea cycle; L-arginine biosynthetic process. Bases 1 to 1566 code for a protein of 521 amino acids. The record is from RefSeq and is a predicted model, not a curated record.
AUGUCUGACAACAAACGAGUCUGCCUUGCCUACUCUGGAGGCCUAGACACAUCCGUCAUACUCCGGUAUCUUCGCCUUGAGGGCUACACCGUGGUUGCUUAUCUCGGCAACGUCGGCCAGGACGAGGACUGGGCCGCCGUCGAGAAGAAGGCUCUGGCUCUCGGUGCCGAGCGCAUGGUGAUCGAGGACCUUCAGCAGGAGUUCCUUGAGGAACUUGUUUUCCGUGGCAUCCAAUGCAAUGCCAUUUACGAGGACCGAUAUCUUCUCGGAACUAGUCUUGCCCGGCCAGUAUUGGCACGCGCCCUCGUCCGCACCGCCCAGAAGUACAAGUGCCAGAUUCUCAGCCACGGUUGCACUGGCAAGGGGAAUGAGUAUGUUCUUGCAAAAACCAUGGCCCUAGGCCAGCGGCAGAGCUGCUGGUCAGGAGCAGUACUGGCAUUUGGUCAAGGUCCACAGCUAGCCUGCGCCAGCAAUGAUGGAGUUUCGGCCUUUGCCGUUGCUGCGGUCGGUCUGACCUUCGCAGCUAACAAUGAUGACCUUCCGGGAUCGGCUUCACUCCCGUCUCUGAAGGUUUCCGGGACCCACACGGCGCCCGGGUUUCUCAACUCCAUCAAGUGCCAGGUUAGGUUCGAAUUAGCUUGGCGAGCGCUCGAUCCUACUAUGUCUAUCAUCGCCCCGUGGCGCAUGCCGAAGUUCUUCAACCGCUUCCAGGGCCGACAAGACCUCCUGAAGUUUGCGGCCGAGAACAACAUCCCAGUUUCGUCCUCUCCCAAGUCUCCCUGGAGUCUCGAUGCCAACCUGGCACAUACCUCAGCCGAAUCGGGCAUCCUCGAAAAGCCCGAGAUGGUUGCGCCCAAGGAUGUCUGGACCAAAUCUGUUGAUCCGCUCGAUGCGCCCGAUGUCCCGACCAAGUUCUCUGUCACCUUCAAGGCUGGCAUCCCUGUCAAGCUUGAUGUGGAAGGCGGUGAAACCUACACCAACUCAGUCGCACUCUUCAAGAAGCUCAAUGAGAUUGCAGGCGCCAACGGCGUCGGUCGACAGGAUCUCGUCGAAUCUCGGUAUUUUACCAUCCCCGCCGCCACCAUCAGCCCCCCUCCCCCCAAGACCCGAACUUGUACUGACAAUAUCGCAAGCUUCAUCGGAUUGAAGAGCCGAGGUUGCUACGAUGCCCCAGCCCAUACGGUGCUGCGUCUAGCCCACGUUGAUCUCGAAGGUAUGACCGUGGACUCCAAGGUUCGCGGAAUUAUGUCCUGGAUCGGAAACGAGUGGUCCCAGUGCCUCUACAAUGGCAUGUACUUCUCCCCCGAGCGUGAGCUCCUCGAAAACUCCAUCAUCUACAGCCAGAAGCAUGUGAAUGGCACAGUCAACAUGAUGGUAUACAAGGGAGCAGCUCAUGUCCUUUCCCGCUCUGCGCCGGACAGCAACCUAUACAGUGAGGAACAGGCUAGUAUGGAUACUCUCGAGGGAUUCAGCCCAGAGGACACCAGUGGCUUCAUUGCCAUCCAGGCGAUUCGCCUGGAGAAGUAUGGCGCGGCCAAGAUCCAACAUGGCGAACCCCUGGUUUAG